AUGCGUCCGUCAGGCGGCCAAAGCAGCGCUGGGUGGGGUGCGCACCCCCACACUGCUCACCCGCACGGUCGCCGGGGAGAGGGUCUCACGACCGCGCUGCUGCUGCUGGCGCGAGCCACCACCGGAGCCACUCCUCUGGGAAGACCCGCGACCAGCACCAUCCCCACCCCCGCCGCCUCCGCCGCCUCCGCCGCCUCCGCUACUGCCGCCACCUCCGCCUCCGCCUCCACCGCCGCCACCUCCGCCACCUCCGCUCCCACCGCCACCGCCGCCGCCACCUCCGCCUCCACUGCCGCCACCGACCCCUCCACCCCCACCUCCACUCCCACCGCCACCCCCACUCCCCCCACCGCCGCCACCUCCACCUCCACCGCCCCCGCUCGCUCCUCUAGCGCCCUUGCCCCCCUUGCCCUUGCCAGGGCGGCGUCUCCCGCUAGGGGCAGACGCCGCACCGACCGACUCAAGACCAAGGAGGUCGGCCGCAGUAGCAGAGGCAACAGAGGGCAGAAGGGGGGAGGGGGGACACCCCUCAAAGAUGGGGGUGCGCGGGUCACCUCGAGAGGCUCCUACAGCGACUAUGCUCUUCUCUAUCGCUAG
Messenger RNA from Closterium sp. NIES-65, 597 nucleotides. Lineage: Eukaryota; Viridiplantae; Streptophyta; Zygnematophyceae; Desmidiales; Closteriaceae. The record is from the annotation of a GenBank genome assembly.